CUAGAUGAUGAGCGCAGACCUCGGCUGAGGCUGCGAAACGCCGGGCGAGGCCCGUCCCUCGGAACCCGCAAGCAAACAGCUAGGCUGGGAAGUCCCAGUCCCAGUCCCAGUCGCCGCCUCCGCCUCCCGCCGCGCCUUUUGGCACGUCAAAGUCUAGUUGCGGAGCGCCCCUUGGGAAGGAUCCCUCCUCGCCAAGCGGCCGCCCUCGGGGGCCAUGCGCGCCUCUCCUCCCGGCCCUCUGCAGCGCUGUGGGAGUCGCGCACGUCUCCUCUUCCCAGACCGAGUCGCCGAGAGAGCAGCGGUGGCCCCAAUUCCUCUUGCGCCUGCACUCUCGUCGAGCUUCGUGAAGUCAGCGGUCUGAAUUUGAGCCGGGGAGGUUGGAGCAGCAAACGGGCUCUCACCACCUCGCUCUCAGCCCAGUCUUGUUUUUACGUGUGGAAGGAAGAACACCCAUCGCCUCCGCCCCCUGCUUGAGUUCAGGUACAGAGCAGGGCAUUGUCCUCAAGGCCCAAAGCAGAUACAUGGCUGAUAAGACCUGAAAAGGAUGCAGGUGAUUUCUCGGCUGUUCUUAACUCUGGUCAUCCUGUGCGCCUGCUCCAUCCUGUACAUCUUGCUCUGCCCUCACUUCUGUGUCUCGUUGUGUUGGCUUGGCUGCCGUCACCUGGAAGAGCAAGAAGGAGUCGUCCCAGCUGUGCCUGGAGCUGCCCAGUUUGAGGGUUACAUCAGCGUCCCUGAUGGGAAGCCAUUGGCUCGAGUGCCAUGUCGCCAGUGUGCUGUGGUAUCAAGCUCUGGGCAGAUGCUGGGUUCGCGUUCUGGGAAGGAGAUUGACGAGAAGGAGUGUGUCCUGCGCAUGAACCAGGCCCCCACCCAGGGUUACGAGGAGGAUGUGGGUGGCAGGAGCACCAUCCGGGUCGUUUCUCAUACCAGCAUCCCCUUGCUCUUGCGGAACCAGAGCUAUUUCUUCAAGCAGUCCCGGGACACAGUCUAUGUUAUCUGGGGUCCCACCAGGCUGAUGAGCCGGGAGAAGGUGGGCUUGGUCUACCGGACCCUCCUAAAGGUGAAAGAGAUGUACCCGAGCCUGCACCUCUACACGCUGACUGACCGGAUGAUGGUGCACUGUGAUGAGCUCUUCCUGCUGGAGACAGGGAAGAACAGGAUGAAAUCUGGCUCCUUCCUGAGCACAGGCUGGUUCACAAUGGUUUUGGCGAUGGAGUUAUGUGAGGAGAUCUUCGUCUUUGGCAUGGUCAGCGAGAACUAUUGCAGAGACAGAAGCCAGCCCAUUGUGCCUUACCACUACUUUGAAAAGGGCAGGCUAGAUGAAUGCAAGAUGUACCUGGCCCAUGAAAGAGCCCCCCAUGGUGGGCAUCGUUUCAUCACAGAGAAGGCCGUCUUUUCUCGCUGGGCAAAGAAAAGGAACAUUGUCUUCACUCACCCUUCGUGGCCAGAUGGGUAGGUGAGGCGAGCGGCAGGCCACCCAUGGUGCUCUUGUUUUGGUGUUUUCUACAAAUUCGAUCUUCAGAUGUUUGUGACGGAAGCCAUAUUUGUCACUGUUUGGUUCUGCACAAAGUGCUGGCUCCUGCGAUCGUGGUUUUCAAAGGGGAAUGAGGCAUCAGGAUGCAGAGCAGACAACGCAGGGCCUCUUCCAUUUCCCUUGACCAUGUAUUUCUAAACUUCCGGUCAAGAGGCAAGGAGUUUUUCUCCUCUUUCUGAACACGUGAGUGGAAAGUACUUGUCAUUGGUAGGUGGGAAACACUUUGGAAUUAUUAUUAUUUUUGCAAAAGUGGACGGAUGGAAACAUUUCAAAUAUUAUAGUGUAUAUUUAAGCAAUCCUCACAAGUGUUGGAUUGUUACGGCCUACUUCACCGAAUUAUGUAUUCUGUGCUUGACACAUCGUGUGAUGAGAAGCAUACCUGGAUUAGACAGCAACGUUCUCUAAUGCUGGAGAUCCCAGGUAGUUUACCUGAUAAAAGCCCCACCCCCUGAGUUAAUGGGAUCUUGGGAAGCAGGUGAGGGGGAAGUAGGCAAUCUGUUUUGGCGAUAACUGUUCCUUUGUUUUGUGCACUGUACUGAGAGAUUGUUAAACACCAAGUGGUUUGGAAAUAAAAUGAAAUGAAAUAAAAGACCCCUCUCUGCCUGAGACUCUCAGCCAGGGAAAGAAGGCUGGUUGCAGGGCUCAGUUGCAAAAACAGCCUUGGCUGUCAUGUGGCUGCUUGCUGUGUUUGUGGGCCACGUGGCUCUGUGGGCCUCUCCACCAUGUCGCCCUCCUUCCCCACCCCGUCAGCUGCUUCCUGUUAUCUCCACCGCCUUCCGUGCUUCUGUUUCCCUUCAGCUGUUUGCAAGAGAUUAUCAAACAUUUUAGAAACCUGAGCAUGGGAACGGCUGACAGUGCAUGGCGUUUGUGUGCGUCAGGCGCAGCUACUUGAGAAAUACACUGCUGUGCUUCACGCAUCUUGGCUGUUGGAAAACAGGGGUGGGAUGUGUACCUUGUCAACCGCAGAUGGCCCCCCCCCAGACUAAAUUCAUGUGGCCCUCAGCUUUAUUUUACGCAGGUGACGAGGAGGGGGG
Molecule: messenger RNA, 2565 nt
Organism: Lacerta agilis (Sand lizard)
Lineage: Eukaryota; Metazoa; Chordata; Lepidosauria; Squamata; Lacertidae
Gene: ST6GALNAC4
Product: ST6 N-acetylgalactosaminide alpha-2,6-sialyltransferase 4
Exons: 6
Coding region: 545-1453 (302 amino acids)
Biological process (GO): oligosaccharide metabolic process; ganglioside biosynthetic process
Molecular function (GO): alpha-N-acetylgalactosaminide alpha-2,6-sialyltransferase activity
Source: RefSeq, a predicted model, not a curated record